UUAAUAAAAGUAUUUGUUGAUAUUGUGAGGUUAAGCGGUGAAAAGUCGUGGGUAAUAAAAACAUUUUUUAUUUAAAGUCUUAUUGCUAUCAUGUUUCUAAACAAAAUUAUAAGUUCUCGGACUUUAAACUUAUCCAGUUUAAUUAUAGUUAGAAGUUUUAAAAGUGAAUAUUCUUUAGAUCAAAUAUAUCCUGAGAGUUCAUUGAAUUUGUCCAAACCUAAGGAAAUCAAAAGCAUUGCUGGAAAAUUUUCUGGUUUUAUCCCAUUAGAUAAAUUACAAAUAACUUAUUCAAAAAGUACUGGCCCUGGUGGACAAAACGUCAAUAAAGUUAACACAAAAGUAGAAGUGCGUUUUCAUGUUGCCACAGCUUCUUGGAUACCAGAUCUAGCCAGAGAAAACUUAUUAAAAUUACAUCACAAUCAAAUCACAAAAGAUGGUUUCAUGAUUUUAAGAUCAGAUAAAACUAGACUUCAGACCUUGAAUCUUGCAGAUUGUAUGGAUAAAUUAAGAUGCUAUAUCAGAGAAGCUGAGAAACCACCUCCAGAAAUACUACCUGAAACUUUAGCUUUGCAGAAGAAAAGGCAGGAAAAAGCAGCUGCACAAAGAUUAAGAGAAAAGAGACAUAGCCAGUCAAUAAGGAGGUUAAAGAAUGAAGGAAUUGACAAUGUUCAGAUGUAACUUUUUGUGUCAUUUUAGUUAAAUAAAUUUUAAAAAUAAA
Argiope bruennichi is the source of this 718-nucleotide messenger RNA. Its product is annotated as peptidyl-tRNA hydrolase ICT1, mitochondrial-like. NCBI's taxonomy places the organism in Eukaryota, Metazoa, Arthropoda, Arachnida, Araneae, Araneidae. Bases 91 to 678 code for a protein of 195 amino acids. The transcript is spliced from 6 exons. The record is from RefSeq and is a predicted model, not a curated record. Gene Ontology annotation, biological process: mitochondrial translational termination. Gene Ontology annotation, cellular component: mitochondrial large ribosomal subunit. Gene Ontology annotation, molecular function: translation release factor activity.